Bombyx mandarina (wild silkworm) is the source of this 826-nucleotide messenger RNA. Its product is annotated as lysozyme. The record is from RefSeq and is a predicted model, not a curated record. NCBI's taxonomy places the organism in Eukaryota, Metazoa, Arthropoda, Insecta, Lepidoptera, Bombycidae. Gene Ontology annotation, molecular function: lysozyme activity.
AGGCCACGAUCAAUGUCAGUCUGUAUGUUGUGCGAGCGCAUACACAUCAUUUUUUAAUAUUAUAUUUUUUUUGUUUGUGUAUUUUCGACGCAAUGGCUUCGGCUGUGAUCAGGUUUUGUGCGUUGCUGUUGGUUGCCGGAGUCUGUUUCGCCGAUGUUUCGGAACUCCCCCCUGUGACGGAGGUGUGUCUCGGCUGCAUUUGCCAGGCUAUCUCUGGAUGCAAGCAAGGUCUGCAGUGCGAGGGUGAGACGUGCGGCCUCUUCCGCAUCACAUGGGGCUACUGGGCUGAUGCCGGAAAACCCACUAUCAAUGGUCUCUCACCUGACGCUCCGGAUGCCUACUCUAGCUGCACUGUAGACCCGUACUGCGCCGCGCAGACCGUCCAAAACUACAUGAGAAGAUUUGGCCAGGACUGCAACGGCGACGGAGUGGUCAACUGCUAUGACUACAUGGCGAUCCACAAGAAGGGAGGCUACGGGUGCACCGGCGAACUUCCUUUUAACUAUGUAAACGUGUUUAACCAGUGCAUCAAUGUCUUCGCGCAGUACCGAUCUUAAAUAGCUUUGUCUAAUUGAAAACCUAACGAAUUUACUGUAACCUACCACUGCUUUAUGGUAAUCCGUCAGUCAUAGUUUCCAUCAGCACCAAUAUUAUUUUUACGAUGAAUCUCUACAAUUCAUCUAGAAUUGGAAUAAAUAAUGUUCAUAUAAAAGCAUUUUCAUCAAAGGAUUCUUCGUGUAUUCGAAAUACAAAUUGGAAAAUGUAAUUUAAUAGAAAAAAUAUAUAUAUUUUUUAACAAUCAGAAUAAACUAGUCUUUAGAAUAAA